AUGGAGAAGUUUCGGACGGUCCUGGACGCGUUCCUCAAGCACCGCAACACGCUGGGCUACGGCCUGCUGUCGCUGCUGACGGCGGGCGGGGAGCGCCUCUUCUCCGCCGUGGUGUUCCAGUGCCCCUGCAGCGCCGCCUGGAACCUGGCCUACGGCCUGGUGUUCCUGCUGGUGCCCGCGCUCGCGCUCUUCCUCCUGUUCUGCGUGCUGACCGCGCGCGCCGGGCGCCUGCUGACCGCCUGCUGCAUACUGGGCUGGAUCCUGAUAGCGGCUGUUAUGAUCUGCGUUUCGGUUUUUGUGUCUAUCGUCCGGUGCCGAUCUCCAGUUAGUUUUAUGGAGAUGAAGUUUUGGAAAAUCUAUCUGGAACAGGAGGAGAAGGCCCUCAAAAGUCAAGCCACAGAACAUGCAAUGGAACUGGCAACAGAGAAUGUUAAAUGUUUCUUUGAGGGCUCACAUCCAAAGGAACUCAAAAUUCCAAGCACGAAAGACUGGCAGUGCAUUUCGUUACCAUAUAUUUUCAAUUCGAAGGGACACUUCUACAGCGUGUUGCACAAACAUGUCCACAGGGAAGAUAAGAUGCUCAGUAACAGUUCUUCUCAAGAUGAGGUGGUGCCUGCUCUUGCUUUUGUGGAUGCACAUGAGAUCACUGNCACGCUCAGUAACAGUCCUUCUCAAGGAGAUGAGGUGGUGCCUGCUCUUGCUUUUGUGGAUGCACAUGAGAUCACUGCCACUGAUGAGUUAUGA
This is a messenger RNA of Miniopterus natalensis, 744 nucleotides long. NCBI's taxonomy places the organism in Eukaryota, Metazoa, Chordata, Mammalia, Chiroptera, Miniopteridae. The record is from RefSeq and is a predicted model, not a curated record.